Molecule: messenger RNA, 2191 nt
Organism: Pyrus x bretschneideri (Chinese white pear)
Lineage: Eukaryota; Viridiplantae; Streptophyta; Magnoliopsida; Rosales; Rosaceae
Exons: 7
Coding region: 543-1910 (455 amino acids)
Biological process (GO): metal ion transport; transmembrane transport
Cellular component (GO): membrane
Molecular function (GO): metal ion transmembrane transporter activity
Source: RefSeq, a predicted model, not a curated record
AAGGUAGUUUUCAGUUGUUGGAGGCGGAACUUUCCCAGAAAGCUAUUCGUUAUGUGCAGAACGUGUGUUGUGUCAUCCUUCUUGUUUUCAACGCCGCUUUGUCUCCCAAACCAUCCCACCAUCUCUCGAGUUUGACCAAAACAAAAAGGGUACAUAAACAUGCAGCUGAUACAUCAUAAUCUUCGUUUGGAAUUGUUCAAUAGCGUGUGGCUGCUCUGAAACUUUCUGGGUUUUCUGUCUUCCGCCGCUUUUUGAUGGAUUCUGCUGCCUCUCAUUUGGUGCAGUGCUGGAUUUCUAGCUUCCCAAUGAGGAACUGAUGAUUUGGAAUGAUUUGAAAUACAUGGGCUGUUCAAGUUGAUAAAUUUGCAGUUGGGAUGCAGCCUGCAGCUUUUGGUUGGACCCGAAAAAUGAUUGGUUAGAGGUUUUAUAUGAUUGGUGGGUAGGUGGAUUCAGGAUUUUGCUUCUUAUAUUUGACUUUGAUAUAAUUGCAGACCUGUGUAUUGGUAGUAUUAGAUUGAUUAUAUUAUAAAAGCUAUACAACUAUGGAGCUACCUGAUGAGGAGGCCGUCGCCAACGGAGAGGCGGAGGAAAUGAACAGAGAGCUCUCUGCGGAGGCUCCUCUCCGGGAGCCCCAUUCCUACCAGAGUCAUUUUGGGGGGAUGGUGAGGAAGAAAGCUUAUAUCUUUGACGGUCUUGGAAAUUUUUACAACAAGGAAUGGGAUCUUACAGAAGGUAGAGGCAAUGAGUUCUGUUGGUACCAUGCUGAACUUCCAAAAGGACAUCAGAAGCUUUCUCAGUCUGCACAAUACCUCAUUGGUGUUCUUUGCCCGCCUUUGAAACUUCAGGAUAUUCUCUCUCUUGUCAGCAAUGGACCAUUUUGUGGGUAUGUUGAUGGGGCUCUGGUCUUCAGAGUCAACUCUCCUGGCCCUCCCUCCAGUGAUUUCACAUUUAGAAUUGCCGCAAGAAUUACCAAGAAUUCAGUUAUCACUGUGUCUUUGGGCCGUGUUCCCAGAUUGGGUUUCUCACCGGUGGGUCAAUCUCUUCUCUCAGAGAUUCCUAGUGUGGAGAGUCCCUCGUAUCAUAGAGGUGAGCAGAGGGAAAAGAGCGGGAUUGUCAUAGGGGAGCAUGUUCUUGAGUUCUUAUUGACAAUGAAUCACUCUGAGGAAGCCGAUAAUCCCGUGCCAAAAUCUGUCUCAAAUCUUGUAGUUCAUAUUGUUGACACGCAUGUGGACCACCUCCAAGAUGUUGUGACUAAACUUGAGAUAGAGUUGGAUUCUGUUGAGCUUCAGAUGGAUAAAGGUGGGCUUGCUUUAAAGAAACAAAUGCUGGAUGACAGGAGAUUUCCUAAAAUGCAUCUAGAUCUGCAGCGGCUCCUACAGGUGAUUGCUCAUGGGGAGCAAGUUUUUCCUCGCGUCAGAGAAAGAUGUUCCUCGAAGCAAUGGUUUUUGAGUGAAGAUAUUACCUCUCUUGAAGAGCUGAUAGGACGAUUGAGGAGGCUAAAGGAGAAUGUAGGCUUUAUAGCAAAUCGUGUCACGGCAAUACAGGCUGGUCUAGACAGUUGGCAAGCUGAGCAGAUAAACAGGAAACUGUAUUAUCUCUCAUUCCUAUCUAUAAUAUUCCUUCCUUUAUCCAUCGUGACUGGAGUGUUUGGCAUGAAUGUGGGGGGAGUUCCGUGGACGGAACAAAAAGACCCAACGGUGAAAAAUGGUUUCCGUAAUGUCAUGUUACUCUGUGUAGCUAUGCUUCUUCUGGCACUUCUCUGCUUCAGCUUUCCUGUUUUGUAUACCCGAAUAGCUGCUUGGCACAGGAGAAGAGCCAUGAAGAGGAGCUGGUCCCUCAACAGGAAAUCAUACCUAAAGAGAACCCAUGGAAUUGAAGCUCAAGAAAGAAGGGGCUACCUCCGCAUUUGAGAAAAGCAUCUAGAUUUGCAAUCGGAGAUUUCGCCUGUGCACUUACUGUUAUCUGGACAACCAAGAGGAAAAGUUAGAGAUUUCUCGUUGGAGACGGCCUGUUCUUUGGAUGGUUUUGUUUCUUUACUUGAUUUACAGUUCCUCCAUUUUUUCACCUUGGAGGUCAGCUUGUAAAUGUACAGUCUCUUGUAUCAUAUGUUUAAUACUGCUGCAGAUGGUGUUGUACAAUUUCCACUCAAAAGAUUAACAGCUUCAUGAUCAUAAGCAAAACAUUCGUUCAA